CGAAUCCCGCGACAGUGACGCACUUUACAAAUGGAUAAUGGAACAAAAGAGGAAAAGAAUCGUAUUUGGGAUUACGCUGUUUGUUUCGGGACAGUUAUCACAUUCAUAGCCGGCAUUGGUCACGUAAAUUCAUUUGGAUUGAUUUACAGAGAUUUUAUGAUCCACACUCAAUCCACUACUAAGUCGUUAACAACUGCCAAUGGCGUAUUUGCCAUAAUGCUAGCAAUCGGAGGUAUUAUUCUCAAUAUUAUGACCAAAAAAUUAACGCUAAGACAGUGCGGUCUGAUCGGUUCAUGUAUAUUUUCGACCGGAUCGUUUCUAACAAUACUGAUCUCGAAUACUAAUCAUCUACCGUUCACGUUUGGCGUGCUGCAAGGUAUCGGCUUUGGGAUCCUGGUCCCGGUGUGUUAUUCAACAUUGAAUUUACUUUUCACGACAAAAAGAACAACAGUUAUGAGCAUAAUAAAAUCAUUACAAGGAAUAAUAUUAAUGUGGUAUCCGCAAGUUAUUAAACAGACGUUAUCUGUUUACGGCUUCAGGGGGACACUGCUAAUCAUUUUUGGAAUUUCAUUGCAUACUUUUCCCGGAAUGUUGUUAAUGAAGACAGAAAAUAAGGAUACUGGAAAGAGACUGAGAACAGCAAAAAAUAUAGAGAUCGAAACAGACAAACAAAUAAAAUUAGAGUUAUUAAAUAACGAUGAACAGAAACAACAAAUUCUAAGCGAUACUGGAACUGAAUACAAGACGUCGAAGAAAAAUAGGUGCCAAUAUUUGUAUUAUCAAAGAAAAUUUAUGAGAAUCACAAAUCUUACGUUUCACUUCUUAGAAGUACUGAAUCUGAGAUGCCUUAAAGAUCCGGUCUAUUGCAAUAUUUGUGUCGGUCAGAGUUUUAUGAAUUUCUCCGAUUUGACUUUCUUCAUUUUACAGCCGAUGCUUUUGUUUCAAUACGGAUACGACAAGGCGCAAGUCGCUACUUGUAUUACAAUUGGGACAGGAGCUGACGUGGCGGGCCGACUCGCCCUGGCCAUGAUUAGUGGUGCGACACAUAUUAACACCAGAUUAUUGUACUACGUUGCUACGCUGCUCACGUUGAUCGUAAGAUUAGUUUUACUUCAAAUCCAUGAAUUCAUCUGGGUAGCAGCCAUUACAGCUGUGCUGGGUAUACUCCGAGCAUGGAUCCACAUAGCCAGUCCUCUGGUAAUUUCUAAUCACGUCACCCACGAAGACUUUGCUGGGGCAUACGCUCUGUUCAUGCUUGCUGCGGGCGUGGUCAAUUUAACGUGUUCACCUUUUAUAGGCAUGAUUAAGGAUUCGUAUGAAGACUAUGUACCUGCAUUCUACGCGUUGUCGGCUAGCUGUUUGCCUUGUUUGAUAAUGUGGCCUAUCGAAUUAGUGGCAAGACGAAAAUGAAUCAUUCAAUUAAGUAUUGUUAAGUUUAAAAAUGUAUAUUACUUAAUAUAUUUGAUUAAAGCGCAUAUGCGCGUGGUAUUAUCAAUGUAGAGUAAACGAAUGAGGUGAUAGAAUCGUUGAAGGUGGAAACUGAAGAAGAAGGAACUUGGAACAAUUCUUCAUCUAACACUGAAGGACUUUUUUAUCAUACAUUUAUUGUUGUUUUAAAUCUUACUAAAAAGGUUCUUAAAAAAGUAAGAGGUAGAAAGCGGUAAAGGUAAAUAAGGCGUCGCCUCUAAUAUAAAUAUAUUUAUAAUUGUUGAAUUAUAAAGGCAUGAAACGAAUUCUGCACUUUAAAAAUAAAA
Bombyx mandarina (wild silkworm) is the source of this 1754-nucleotide messenger RNA. Its product is annotated as monocarboxylate transporter 9. The record is from RefSeq and is a predicted model, not a curated record. NCBI's taxonomy places the organism in Eukaryota, Metazoa, Arthropoda, Insecta, Lepidoptera, Bombycidae. Gene Ontology annotation, molecular function: monocarboxylic acid transmembrane transporter activity. Gene Ontology annotation, biological process: monocarboxylic acid transport; transmembrane transport.